Messenger RNA from Anopheles bellator, 3143 nucleotides. RefSeq names its product sentrin-specific protease-like. Bases 303 to 2273 code for a protein of 656 amino acids. The transcript has a single exon. Gene Ontology annotation, molecular function: deSUMOylase activity. NCBI's taxonomy places the organism in Eukaryota, Metazoa, Arthropoda, Insecta, Diptera, Culicidae. Gene Ontology annotation, cellular component: nucleus. Gene Ontology annotation, biological process: protein desumoylation. The record is from RefSeq and is a predicted model, not a curated record.
GUAACGCUCGUCAUUUUGGUGCUCUUUUUGCGUUGUUGUGUGCGUUUUGUGACCGCGGGAGUGUCCUUUUACCAUGCUGCUGGUUUCUCGCUAGUUACUGGAACGUUGUACAGAGCCGUUUUACCGAAAUAUCGUCCAAACAACCCGUUGCGGAAACGUUGCAGCCGAUGCUGGGAGAGUCGCCUUCCGCGACCAAGCCGCGCGCAUCACGACAGGAGGAAUGUCAAACACAGUUUACAGCGCGGACCAGUGUUCCACAAACUAGCAGCUACCAUCGUCGCUAGAAGCGACCGAUUCCGAAGAUGUUUUCCGGCGGGCUACUCUCCCGUUUGAAACAAAUUAUCACCGGUUGUGAUGAUGGGCACGAUCGUAAGCGUAAAAGUGCGGUGCAGUUUAACAGCAUCGACCCGAAACGGGCUCGAAUGACACAUCUGCCUUCGAUUCCAGCGCCGGUCGAGAAUGAUUGGCAUUGUGCACCGGUUGUUGAUAUGCAUCAGAACGGUCACCGGAGUACGAUCGCGAAUCCAACGGCAAUGAGUAAAGGGGCCCGUUUUAUGGUUGAUCUCACUGACGACGAUUCGCAACCGGUGGCAAACGACGACGGUCUGUCGAUUCGGAAGCCUCUGCUGAAUGCGCGCCGCUCGAUGGGCAGCAGACCGUUCGAGGACCACACGGGGACGCUCCCUAAGCCACGUGCCAAGAGCGACCUGCCGAUGUUGAUACCGCUCAAGUGUGUCGCUUCUAACCCGGUGCCGAAGCCCCAGAUCCGAGAACUCGGCACACGGUUCGGCCGUCGUUCACUGUCCAAUCAGACGCCGCCGUCGAUAAACCCAAUCACAGGCCUUACGACGAAAACCACCAGCUCCAUUCCAGAGCUUACGGGUGAGUUUCAUAACCUUUUGCGCACGAAGUACAGUAUGACUCCGUGGGAAAGUGGCCACCGGCGGAGCAGUAACGGGCCGGUCGGUUUCGAGCGGGACACCGACAGUGAGUACGAGACGCUGAAGAGGUACGAAAUGCUGAUGAAAAAAUUCAUUCCCAAUGUGAACGAUUCGACGGACACGACGACGAGCGCAAAACGGGGUCAAUACUCGAGCUUUGUGUUGAACGGGCCCUUGCAGCGGCCCCCGUUACACCAGCAACAGAAAUCGCCGGAAGUGGGGGCGAUCGUCGACCUGACCGACGACGAGGAUGACACGUGUAGCUAUGGAAGUGCUGAGAACGGAGAGCCGGUGCUGGAGGGCAGCCGCAAAGCGACUAGUGGCCGAUUAUUUGACACGACCGAUCAGCCUACAAUCGCCAGACCGUCCCUGGAAAAGGUGAACACGUUCAAGGAGAAACUACAGACCAAGCCGGCCUACCGGGAGAACAUCAUUCAGGAUGUUCAGCAGCGGUAUGGGUCGCUGUUCGACCAGCGCAAGUCCCUUAUCGAGCAGGAGAAGCAACGGCUCAACGAUCUGAACAAGAACACGCUGGAGCAGGAGAACUUGAUGCGUAGCAAAAUGUUGAACUACGUCAGCACGUUCCGGGCGUUCGAGCUGAUGGCGAUCGACGAGCAGGAACCGAAGGAAGCCACACCGGAGCCGGAGGAGGUGCCACUUCCGGCGCUCACCCAGGCGCAGCUGGAUCUGAUCAAUAGGAAGCUCCGAGCCGGCGGUGAAGUCGUUGCGGACAAGUUCAACCUUAAGAUCAAGGGCAAGGAUCUGGUGACGUUGGCUGGGUCCAACUGGCUUAACGAUGAGGUGAUUAACUUUUACAUGGAACUGCUCCGGGAGCGUAGCGUGGUGCGGUCGGAGCUGCCGAAGGUGUACACUAUGAAUACCUUCUUUCUGCCGCGGCUGAUGCAGAACGGCUACAGUGGGGUUCGCCGGUGGACGCGCAAGGUCGACAUUUUUGCCCACGACAUUCUCGUGGUGCCGGUGCACGUGAACGGUGUGCACUGGUGUAUGUCGAUCGUCGACCUCAGGCGAAAGACCAUCCACUAUUACGACUCGAUGGGAUCGCCGAACAAUCCGGUUCUGAACGCGCUGGAGAGCUACUUGUGCGAGGAGUCACAGGACAAACGCAAGACACCAUUCGACAAGGCUGACCUGACGAAGCAGAACAUCCGCGACUGCCCGCGGCAGCAGAACGGGAGCGACUGCGGUGUGUUUAGCUGUAUGUUUGCCGAGUUCCUGACCCGCGAUCGUCCCAUCACAUUCGGCCAGACUGACAUGCAGUACUUCCGCCAGAAGAUGAUGGUGGAGAUCGUGCAGGGUCAGCUGUUGACGUAGGUCCGUCCUUCGGCCGCACUCUCAUCCCAAGGGACACCUUUCUCCUCCUCGUUCGGUUAGCUCAUAUUUAUUCUUGCUCCUGUGGAACUGCGUUCUCCAAAUAACACACGUCCAGCACACAAAAUUUGGCCCGACACAUCGGACAGGUGGCCUUCUUGCUCAGCCAAGUGUCCCACUCGGAUCGCUGCUGCGUCGACACGAACCAGUUCGCAAGACAGCUGAGGCACCAGUGCGGCCGACAGUGGCACUGUUCGCAGCGCUCCGAGUCCGGCAGCAGCCGACCCUCGCGGUCAACAUCGAGACAGUGUUUCUCAAUCUUUACGUCCGGCUGCGCCUGCAGACAAGCCAAGCAGGUGUCCUCCAGCGCCGCCGGAUUCGGAACGGUGGGGUUGAGCGCAACCUCCUGCCGGAACACAUCCACGAACCGGUCGGUAAGGCUUUGGAAUUUGACCGACGACAGUACGAUGACCGGGCAGCGGACGUGAUCGCGCAGGUCCCUGUAGUGUGUUCCGUUGAGUCGAAUAUCGAACUUUUUCUCCUGCGGCCGCAGCUGAUGCACAGCAAUGUUGACGUAUUGGGAGUCCGCGAACGUGUCCGUGAUGACGGCCUGUGUUUCAACCUGCGUGGAAAGGGAGAAGGCGAAUAAGCAUGAUUUAGGAGAAUCGAAUCGAUCCGACCGCUGCUGGCGAACCUUGUACACCAUCAUGACCGUGUUACUCUGUUGUGCUACAUUCAUCCCGUACAUUCUAACUUCGAUUAUCCAGUUUUCGGUCACCACCAGCCGUGAAAUAGCACUCAACCGUACCACCAUCUUUGUAUCCCUGUAGCGUUACGAACAAUGAAAGCAGCAACAAAUGUUUAUUUAAAUAA